AAGAAAAGAAAAGUAAAGGAUCCCCAAAGAGAGAAUAGAAGGGAGGGGUUUUGUGUAUAUAUAUAUAUAUAUAUCGGGGAAAAUGAGAAAAGAGUUUGGAAAUUAAAGAAGAUAUAUAUCGAAAUGGCGCCAGUGGGGUUGCCUCCGGGGUUCAGGUUCCAUCCCACCGACGAAGAGCUCGUCAAUUACUAUCUCAAGAGGAAGAUCAGUGGCCAAGAAAUCGAGCUUGAUAUCAUUCCGGAGGUGGAUCUCUACAAAUGCGAGCCUUGGGAGUUAUCAGAAAAGUCGUUUCUUCCAAGUAGAGACCCAGAAUGGUACUUCUUUGGGCCGAGAGACAGAAAGUAUCCAAAUGGGUUCAGAACAAACAGAGCCACAAGAGCAGGGUACUGGAAAUCCACCGGAAAAGACAGGCGAGUCAGUUCACAAAACCGAGCCAUUGGGAUGAAGAAGACGCUUGUUUAUUAUAGAGGCCGAGCCCCUCAAGGCAUUAGAACCGACUGGGUCAUGCAUGAAUAUCGCCUCGACGACAAGGACUGCGAGGACAGCUCUGGCAUUCAGGAUUCUUACGCAUUGUGUAGAGUAUUCAAGAAAAAUGGAAUAUGUUCGGAAGUGGAAGAACAAUUAGUAGGUGGACAAAGCAGCAGCUUGUCAUUUAUGGAGAACUCAAACUCAACAUCACAAACUUUGGUCAAUGAUUACGAAACUUUAUCACCUGAUAUUCUGAUGGCAGCUUCAUCUUCUUUCGUGGAGGAAGAAGAAAAGGAUGAUUCAUGGAUGCAAUUCAUUACAGAAGAUGCAUGGUGUGCUUCCAAUUCAUCAGCAAUCGGCCUCGACGACCUCUCUCACCUGACUUUCACCAAUUGAAACUCAUAUUGGUUCCUAAUAAUUUUAUAGAUUUAAUGGUCCCUAUAUUUUUUCUUUACUAUAAUAAUUUAUACGAACGACGUGUAUCUCUCUCUCUCUCUCUCUACAUAUAUAUACACAUAUAUACAUACAAGUUGAUGGGAUUGGGAAGAAAGAGUGAGGAGAAGGGUGGUGAGAUUUGUCAAUUUCCAUCUGUAGAUUAUGUAUUUUGGAUUGUGGGUGUGGUUGGUAACUUCUGUAGGGUCAAAUUUAAUCAAGUAGAAACAAGACCUCUAUGGAAUAUAUUUUGGUUUCA
Benincasa hispida (wax gourd) is the source of this 1159-nucleotide messenger RNA. It is a transcript of the gene NAC057, whose product is annotated as NAC domain containing protein 57. Gene Ontology annotation, molecular function: DNA binding. The record is from RefSeq and is a predicted model, not a curated record. Gene Ontology annotation, biological process: regulation of DNA-templated transcription. Lineage: Eukaryota; Viridiplantae; Streptophyta; Magnoliopsida; Cucurbitales; Cucurbitaceae.